Molecule: messenger RNA, 3102 nt
Organism: Stegostoma tigrinum
Lineage: Eukaryota; Metazoa; Chordata; Chondrichthyes; Orectolobiformes; Stegostomatidae
Product: transmembrane protein 17B-like
Exons: 4
Coding region: 165-896 (243 amino acids)
Biological process (GO): non-motile cilium assembly
Cellular component (GO): ciliary transition zone
Source: RefSeq, a predicted model, not a curated record
AGCUUGCGCACCGCUCUGUCGCCAUCUUUGAUGCUGGCGAUCUCACCAACCGUCGCCGGUGCCGUCCCUUCCCACCAGAAGAAACCGGCUCCGACUCCCCGGGACUGAAGCCCAUCCCCCCCGCCCCCCGGGGGUAGAGGGGUCAGGGCUGGUACCGGGGGGGGAUGGAGGGCAGCCCCCUCCCGGAGCCGCUCCGCCGGAAGCUCAGUCACUUCAGUCAGAGCGUCUUCAGCAGCAACAACGUCCCGUUGGACCGGAGGCAGGCGGCCUGCCCCAUCGGACAAGAGAGUGCGACCAGUCUCCCUCUACAGAUAUGCCUCUGCUUUAACCUCUAUUUCUUCCCGUUCUGGUGGCUGUGUGAAAUCAUCAUGUUGGAGCUGAAGUACCAAGUGCUGAGCACUUACUACCGCAUCGUGCUCACUGUCCUGCUGGUCCUCAUCUCCCUCGUUGAAGUGAUCCGCCUCUAUCUGGGCUACAUUGGCAACCUUCGGGAGAAGGUGCCCGAGUUGGCUGGUUUCUGGUUGCUGAGUUUGCUGUUGCAGAUCCCCAUGGCGCUGUUUGAUUGCUGUAACCCACGGCUCUUGGUGCUGCCGCUGGAGUACUGUGUGAACGUGGUCUUCAUCGCCAUGCUGCUUACUGAAACCGUGCUCACCUUCAGCAACCUCCGCCGUAUGGUCCACCAGCUGGAGAUCCGCUUUCACAUCACCCACUUCCACAGCCUGGAGGGUCGCAGAGACAGCCUGGCCCUGCCAUCACCAUCACCAGGCCACGGCUUGGGUGCUACCCUCAACGUGAGGCACAGUCUUCCUGCCUACCCACCCUGGGGUGGCACUGACAGCACCCACAACCACGGCCUGACUGCUCAAGGCGGCAUCGACUGGGGCACCACAGCUUGAUCUGGAUUUCGACAAGGGACGGCGCGUGGAGACGGAGUCGGGUACAAUAUCUGGAGGUGCCCUUAUUGGUCUCUAUCCUUCUGUGGCUCUCCUUCCCCCCCCAGCCUCUGGGUGAACGCUGUUCUCCCGAUGAUUAGUGACUGCUCUCUAUCAAUGACCACAUCGACUUUCUCUUAUCCAUAAAUGGAGACUUCCUUCCGUCCAGCACAUCCAACCGUUUGAGAACACAGAAGACCAGCAUCAGCUGUGAACUGAUCCCACACCGACAAUGCCAUUGUGUCCGCAUUGGGUUUAUUUUUCCCAGAUGCUGUUGGUUAAUGGUGAGAUAUUUGCUGAGACCACCCACUAACAACUCUGUCCUUCACUGGCUUGUUACUGCUGGGUUUGGGAGGUGUGGUUUGUGGUAACACUUCGCUGAUAGAGUUUAUUCACUUUGUCAAGAAGUUUCAGAUCCGGUAUAUGAUUCCAUUGGAUAAUGAUAGACAAGAUGAGCUGAGAGUGAUUUCCUGGUUCUGAAGCUGUUCUAUAGAAUGGGGGGAGCAAGGCAGUGUGGUUAGACUCGGGGAGUGUUCAUUCCUGAUCUCUCCCGGCCUUUGGUGCUUGAUAGGGUCAGUUUUCAUUCAUCCCUUGGCCUCAGCGAGGGGAAUCUAUCUGUUCUGAGAAGAUUGUGGUUUGUGGUUUGUGGAUUUACCCUCUCCUUCUCUCACACCCUCACCCUCUCACACACACCCUCUCCUUUUCUCUCACACUCUUGGUCUGUCACAGUCUGACCCCCCCCCCGCUCUCUCAUACUUUACCCUCUCCCUCUCUCUUACGCUCCCUCCUGUCUCUCCCUGUCCUUGUCUCUCUCUCUCUGUCUCUCUUCUUCUCUCAUACACUGUCUCCCCGCCUCCUCUUUCUCUCCCCUGCUCCCCGUUGAGAAUACGUCAGGGACUGGCACUCUGGGCAGUGACAGUUACCUACCUGAACCCUCUCGGCCGAUGACCAAAGCAGCUGCUCACGAUCCCAGGAUGGUGCCCACCUUUGACUGAAGGUUUGUCUGCCAUUCUUUACAAGGAAGCAAACUUCUUUUCCAAGCAAUCCACCGAGGAAAGUGAGUGUGUGACACCAGAGAAAUUGUUGUUGCACUUCAGUAGGCCAUCUUGACCUCCAUGAUUCUUGUGAUGAUUCCCUUUUUCAUUCAGUAGAAAUGUGGAGAGUUCAUUCUGCUGUAUUGGCAGUUAGAUGCACUCUCAGACUCCUCAGUAAAUAUUAAGAAAUUUAGUCUUAAACAGACCCCAAUUUCCAACAGUCCCCACUCUGAGUUGGGAAUAUCCUGACUGACCUCUUCCAAUCGUCACUGACUUAUACAUUUCAGAAGGAUGCAUUUGGUUCCCUAAUUUCUUAUUUAAAUGGAGUCCAACUCAUCUGUGCUGACCAGGUAUCCUGAACUGAACUAGUCUCAUUUGCCUGCCUUUCAUUCCCUCUAAACAUUUCCUCUUCUUGUACCCGUCCAGAUGCCUUUUAAAAGUUAUACCAGCCUCCACCACUUCCUCUGGCAGUUCAUUCCAUACACACGCCACCCUGUGCGUGAAAAUGUUGUCCCUUCGGUCCCUUUUAAUUAUCUCCCCCCCGCUCCACCUUAAACCUUUGCCCUCUGGUUUUGGACUCCCCUACCCUGGGAAAAGACCUUGUGUAUUCACCUUAUCAAUGCCCCUCAUGGUUUCAUAAACCUCCCACAAUGAAGCCACUGGAACACUUAAUAUCAAGCUGUGGAUGCCUACAGAACAUAAAAGACAUCAUUCUCGAGUAUGGGCCCUGGCUGACUCUGUGUACCAGCGCAUACGGAGCAUGCUGUCUGAAUUUUGAAUUCCUUUCACUUCUUUGAUCUGCUGGAUCAUUUUAAUCAGAUGUACGAAAAAAGUGAACAAAUUUAGAAACAUCCAAAAUUCUGGCUUGUUGAAAAAUCCUGCAAUGUGGCCUUCGUGUGAUAGAAAUGAUUUAAAAACUGUCAGCAAAAGGAAGAACUCUCUGCUGGCCUGAGAUGGAGGGGGCCCUGAGUCACCAGAUGACUUCAUGUUGUAAUUUUACUGACUGUUUUCAGGAACUGAUCAUUCUGAUCCUUCGAAACUGACUUUUACAUUUUUAUCGCCCUAAAAAUACUUCUUUUGUACUUUAUUUUCAAGAGUACUUUCUACAAAAUAAACCGUCCUGAGCAUACAAACAA